GAUCAUGAUUUUGCUGUCAAAUUUCAGGCAAUUUCAAUGUCAAAUUACUGUCAAUUUCAAGUUAAAGUAGCUAUGAGGGAUAGUACACUCCAUGAUUAAUAUUAACCUAUACUUAUUGUCAUCAUGACGACGAGAAUAAUGAGAAAGAACGAUCUAUUGAAGCCGCUAUAUAUCGCAUCAAUGAGAUGUUUUCCUAAAUUUUGUAGCCUGUAUACGCCAAAUUAUUUAGAGGCAAUGAAGCCUAAAAUCCCAUUAUAUCCAACGGUAAGCAUCCAAAUAAAAGGUUAUAAUUAUCCUGCAUUAGAAAAUUAUCAACGAUUAAUUCAUAAGUACGCAGAAAAUGUCGAUGUUGAUGUAGAAAAUAGUUAUGCGUUGCCUUCUAAAUCACUAAAAAUCCAACGCUUUAAGCAUCUCAAUCCGAGUUCUAAAAUCGAAUACAAGUUGGAAAUAUAUCAAAGAAAUAUUUUAAUUAGUAAUUUGUCUUCAAUUAAAUUUCCUAUAUUGUUAAGAUUAUUAGAAUCAACACUUCCAGAAGGAGUAGAGUUGAAAGUUGAACAAUGGAAUCCAGAGAUUGAAGAAUUACGAUUUGUUCCUGAUAAACAAUUAAUAGAUUUAAAAACAGAGUUGGAAAGUAUGCGUAAAAAGUGAGCUAAUUUAAAUUUCAGUUUCGGACAAAAAUUUUAACUCAAUAAUUCAAUGUCCAUUGAAAACACUUUGAGUAUUGAAGACUCGAGUCUACUAGUCUGUAAUAAAUUCUUAAAUAUAGAAAAUUUUUAUAGACCA
Molecule: messenger RNA, 783 nt
Organism: Microplitis mediator
Lineage: Eukaryota; Metazoa; Arthropoda; Insecta; Hymenoptera; Braconidae
Gene: mRpL48
Product: 39S ribosomal protein L48, mitochondrial
Exons: 4
Coding region: 124-648 (174 amino acids)
Cellular component (GO): mitochondrial ribosome
Source: RefSeq, a predicted model, not a curated record